AUGGAGUCCUCCUCAAGCUCCUUCAAGUUCGAUCAAGAUGGCGCAGACCAGCACCAAGAUGCGGCAUGGUUGAAAACGGCUGAGCAAGAGGUUGCUCUGGACACGGGCGUGUUCGGAGAGGCUGAGCAAAAGUUGGACGAACUGAUCAGAGACUACAUCCAACUCCGGGUUGCUCCUUCGUCACAAGGAGUUCAGGCGGCGAUCCAUCUCCUCGGCGAGUCAUGGGCCGCGAAGAACCUGCCAGAUGUAGAGGUUGCGCCUUCGUUCCUGCUUCCUCCCUUCAUCUCUUCUGCAGACAGAGACACGCUCAUCGAGCAGACCAGGCAAAAUUUGAUCGAGGAGGUGGAGAAUCUGCCGAACGAGAUGACGAGUCAGCUUGAGAGGAGCAUAGAGUCGAGAUUGAAACAGAACCUCCGACGACAUCUCCUUGGUAAACGAGAGGCCUACAAUUCCAUGAGCGAGCUCAAGGAGGAGGCGAGUUCUCAACCUCCUCCUUCCACCUUCCUCUUCCUCCACCACCUUCCACCUUCCUCCUCCUCCUCCUCCUCCUCCACCACCACCACCACCACCUUCCACCUUCCUCCUGCUCCUCCACCACCACCACCACCUUCCUCCUUCCUCCUCAUCCUCCUCCCCCUUUCCCUUAUCCUCCUUUCCAUUAUCCUCCUUUCCAUUAUCCUCAUGCUGUUCUCUUUUGCUUCCACUAUCUUGGCUACUCUUGACAUCUCGCGUCAGACGAGAAACUCUGUCGGGGCGGCCCUUGCAGCGAUCUGGUUGCAGCAGCCGCACGUUCAGGAGCAGCACAUGCAGUCCUUGUCCGGCAUGCUGCUCCCCGGCGGACCUGCCAAAUACGUUGAGAUUGGAACCACCCUGUCCAAGAAGCUGGACAAGGCUGGACAGUCCUUGGAGGACGUCGAGAAGAAUUCGUUGCGUCCCAUUAUCUUCCGCACAGGGACAGAGAUGUACUCUUCUCAUCAAGAAAGGUUCAUGCCCACUGACCACCCGACUCUGACUUCCUCCUCGCAGAAAGCAAAGUUUGAACGCCACCUCCUCCUCCUGGGACCCAUCUUCAGAGUCUUUCCUUGCAAGCAUCCUGAGGAGAAAGACUUCUGCUGGUGGCUCGCGUGCUUGAUGGAGGUUGACAAGCUGAUCCUUCACGGAGAGGCACUCCACGAGCAAGCGAUCAGCAUGACACGCAAGAUCAAGAGCAUGGACGAACCUCUCGCCGCACUCCUCGCCAAGCUCUACAUGGCCGACAAGAGGAAGGGUCAGUCAGCUCAGUCCUUGGCACAGGAUGACUUGAAGGCAGGAGGCGAGGGCUUCAAGGACGACAAACAAGCUGAGGAAGGCGUCGCCUUGCUCUUCGAGCCAUGGCUGGACACAGGCCUUGCAGGCUACCUCGGCAUGCAGCCACUGUGCUGGUGUUGGGAUCAGGUGAGAGUUCCUUUUACCCGCCAGCACCUCAAGACCGUCGCAGUGCUUCCUCAAGGGAUGGCACAUCCUCCCUCGCCUCUGCAUCGGCCUGGCCCUCAGGCUUUCAGGUUUAUCUCCUUCCUAGUUCCUCAAGUGAGAUCAGCGUGCAGUGGAGCUGCGGAGAUGCAGUACAUGGGAGGCCUGCGAGUCAGGUAUGGGGACACUUGGACUUGA
Molecule: messenger RNA, 1647 nt
Organism: Guillardia theta CCMP2712
Lineage: Eukaryota; Cryptophyceae; Pyrenomonadales; Geminigeraceae
Exons: 12
Coding region: 1-1647 (548 amino acids)
Source: RefSeq, a predicted model, not a curated record